CACACUCGCCCGCGAACAACAAGAAGAAGACGUUUUGUUUGAAAAUGGAGGCUGACGACGAGGUGCAGCUCAACCUUUUGACGCUGUUUUUCCUUUGAAAACGUUCCGUUCGGUGCAGUUUGUGUGCGGCAAUCGACUACCUGGUGAUAGUAUGCAACGAUACAGAUAAAGAAACGGUGUAAAGUCUUUGCCGAGCGGUUUUUAUUUGUGACAUUUCCGGGCUGAAGGUUCAAACGAAGGUGUUCUACCACGCACGCUUCUCACAAGCGUCAAAACAAAACGGCAGCUAAUGCAAAUACUACGCUCUGUCUACCACCGCCCACCACCCUUCUUUAUGCUCAACAUAUUCCCAGCUGUAGCAGCUUUGUGGAACGACAACAGUGCCGGAGUGUGUUGGUAGUAGUAAGUGUGCGUGUGUACGUGUGUGUGAGCGGCCCAAACGGGUGACGGUAAACGCAAAUUGCAAAACAGCAGCCAGAGCACAAUCGUGCGCUGAACCUCAGUUGGUGUAGUUCUUACUCCCGCCAUGCACCCUUUUGGGGUAAGGCUUUAGUGUGACCGAGAGAAGAGUGCGACGGUGAAGCAAAAAGCAAGAAAAAAAGGGCAACAUUCCAUUCGAAUUUCGGUUGCUCGGUGGCCCUAUUGCUUCAGUGUGGCGUAGUGUAGCAUUACUGCACACUAGCCAGCUCCUCCUCCCUCCCCGGCCCAGGUCAGUGUGCGUGUAUGUGAGAGCAUGUAUUAAAUUCCGUGUAGCAAACGCAACCGAGAAAAAGUAGAGCGAAGGUGAAACAAAUCCAUAGCGGUGAUGGUGAUUCAUAAUACGACCCAAACUUCAUCGCCAGUUACCUUUACACCCUGCGGUGUGUAUUAGAGAGAAAACACAGAAACGGGGCAACGAAGACGACGACGGCGACGGCGACGACGAUGAUGAUAUACCACCGCCUGCUUCGAUCGCCGUAGAGGGAAAGGAAUUCGCGCUGGCACAACGCAGCCGCAACACGUCAUCAACCGGUAUUUUGCGGGUAUUUCGUCGCUUCGUCUCAUCGAACCUGCAUUUGCAUUUGCUGUCAAAGCAGCCGCAGCAGCAGCCGCAGCAGCUCUUCUUGUUAUUUUUGCACACGAUGCAUCCCGUUGAGGCCACGUGCAAUGCAUAAAACCGCAUUCUUCUCCGCGUGAGCGCAGUGAAAAGUGAGAACAGUGUGUGUGUGUGUGUGUCCUCUGCUCGGUUUAUUGGGCCGGAUGGCCAACGCGCGUAUGUGACAGGUGCCUGUCGGUGGCAGUGUGAUGACCUCCGGAGGCAAUAACAGCAGCAAACUCGAUCGCGCUCUCGAUCCAUCGCGUCAAUCAAGGUGACUAAGGAAGGAGCGUUGAAGAAAAAUCGUCGCUUUUUUGUUUCGAGAAAAACCAACCGUCCUCCGCCUGUCCAAGAGGGCCCUGGAGCUGUGUCGAUUUGUGUUGGUUGCGCGCGCUCGUGCGCUCCUCUUCUCUGCUGCUGUGCGCAAGCAAUCUCGCGCGCGCACGCUGGUGAAAGUGUAUAUUUUUGGCCAUCGCUUGCGUCGGUCACCCGUGAACCGACCAUACAAAUAAAAAAAAAAAGGCCAAAUCGAUCGUGUCGUGGCUGCGGCUUCCCCUACGCUGGUCAGACACACAGAGUGGUGUGUCGCAUUCAAUGGCUUGUGGAUGUGUGUAAAUGGUGGUUCGUGUUCUACUUCUGCAAUAAUUUGUCGUGCAAAAAAGUAUUUUGACCCUUUUCUUCUUUCCAUCACAAUCGUUGGAGGGAAACGUUGGCUUUUCCAGUGAGACCAGUGUUUGUGUGCGUUGUGCGACUGUGCAUAGGAUUAUUUUAAUCUUCUACACGUGAACUGUGAUUGUUUUGUCUGUUUUGUUUGGUUUCUCUGUCCUCCGUGGAACAACGCACCACGCCACCGUCCUUGAAUUACGGGGUCGGUAAUUACUUUGCAACAGGCGACCCUUUGCUGCCACCGUCCGCGCCCCAUAUGGUGCAAUCGCUUCGUAACAGCGCAGCCGCCGUCUCCGCCGCCACACACAGCAAAGUGCAUUGUGUGUCUCGGGUUGCCGCCCCCUCGCUGCCCGGAAGUGAAGCAUAAACAUGAGUCAAUCGGCGGGUGGCACCAGCAACAACAGCAGCAGCAACAGCAUGGGUGUGAAAUCGGACUCCUCCGCCGGCCCUGCGGAGCACGCCCUGCCAGGGGGCGUUGGCAAUGAUAACCAUGGCAACAGUGCUGCGGGAAAUGUCAAUUCUCUCGAGAGAGCCCAGAACAACAACAAUGGGGGAGGACCACCGAACGGCGGGUUGCCGCCACUGCCACCGCCAGCGAACGGUGGUACGGGAAACAACGGCAGCAACAGUAUGCCACCGCCCCAUCCAUCACAGCACCAACACCACCAGCACAACAAUCAUCAUCACCAUCAUCAUCUUCAGAUGCAGCAGCAGCAGCAAAGUAAUGAUGGCAGCAUUUCGAUAGCCACCGGGGACAGCGAAACGGGUAGCUUCUAUGACCAAAAAACGGACCUCUCGUCCCAUCAUCAUCAUCAUCAUUUAGACGACGAAGACGGGCUGGGACCGCUGCCCCCGAAGUGGGAGAAGGCUUUCACGGACAGUGGCGAGGUGUACUUUAUCGAUCACAACACCGGCACGUCGCACUGGUUGGAUCCGCGGCUGUCGAAGUUUCAGAAAAAAUCGCUCGAAGACUGCCAGGACGACGAGCUGCCGUACGGGUGGGAGAAGAUCUGCGAUCCCCAUUACGGCACGUACUACAUCGAUCACGUCAACCGCAAGACGCAGUACGAAAAUCCGGUACUGCAGGCGAAGCGUAUGCAGGAACGCGGGGGAGCCGGAGGCGGAGGAAGCUCCUCGACCAUGCUGCACCACGAUGGUGGUAACGGCGGAGGGCCGGGCGGUAGCGGCCCGCACGAUACCGGCGGUGGCGGACAGCUGGGAGCGAACGGUGCUGGCAACGCGAGCGGUGGUCCGGGCCGCGUGAAUCAUUUCACCAAGAACCCGGGGCAGCUGCGUGGGGAGCGAUUGAUGACGACGCUGGUGAAAUCGAUCCGCGGCCUCGGCUUCACGAUCGUCGGCGGCGACGACAAUGUGGAGGAGUUCCUGCAGAUCAAGUCGAUCGUGCCGAACGGGCCGGCCUGGAUGGACGGGCAGCUCAAGAUGGGGGACGUGCUGGUGUACGUGAACGACAUCUGCGUGCUGGGCUUCACGCACCACGAGAUGGUGAACAUCUUCCAGUCGAUACUGCCGGGCGAGGAGGUGCAUCUGGACGUGUGCCGCGGCUACCCGCUGCCGUUCGACCCGAACGACCCGAACACGGAGGUCGUGACGACGAUCGCGGUCGACGGGUUGGUGCAGAACGGGGGCGCGAUGAUAGCGGACGGCGAGCUGAAGUUUCUGGAAAACGGUGGCUUCCUGGUGGACCAUCCCGGUGGUGCAUCCGAUGGGGUGGCGCAUAAGAAUCCGCUUGCCAAGCUGCAGGCGUCGGCCGGUAACGGGCCCACGAUCACCUCGAACGGUGGGGACGUUUACUUCAACGAUACACUUUCGUACCAGCAGCACUACAACAAGGGCAAACAGCAGCAGCAGCAGCAAGCGUACGAGCUGGUGGUGCCGGAGGUGCUGCACAUCAACAUCGUGAAGAGCGACAACGGGUUCGGCUUCACCAUCACGGACAGCUCGUACGGGCAGCGGGUGAAGAAGAUCCUUGACCGGCAGUGCUGCAAAAACCUUCAGGAAGGCGACGUGCUGCUCAGCAUCAACUCGAUCCCGGUGAAGGACAUGAGCCACAACGAGGUGGUGCAGGUGCUGAAGGACUGCCCGAAGAACAUCGAAACCACGCUGAAGGUACAGCGGGGUCCGGGUGCGCUGAUGGCUUCCGGUGGUGCUGGCGCUGGUCCCAUUUCCACCGCUUCGCUCCCCGCCAGCAGCAAGCUCACGAACAAGCUGCGCAAAAGCAUCGAAAUGGCCAAGUUCGGCGGUAACGGCGGGCUGCUGAAGAAGGACGGUCCGGGCAAUCUGUUUCGCAGCAAAACGCCCACCGCCGAUCUGUACAGCACGCAGACGAAGGAAGUGUUGCCGACGCGCCCAAAAACGCCGCUGGUGGAUACGCGCGCCCGUGCAAAAACUCCCUCGCUACCGUUGGCGGAGCUGAACGCGGAAGAGAUCGAGCUGGACGGGGCGGGCGGAGGCAAGAACGUGACCGAUUCGAAGCUGGAGCUGAACAUGAAAUCGAACAGCAGCUCGCACGAUAACGAUUCGAUUGCGAACGAUAUCGGGCUGUACCAUCAUCACCAUCCUCAUCUGCCGCAUCAUCAUCAUUUGCUCCACGGGGAGGAUCAGUUCGGGCAGGUUCAUCAUCCGGGUUUGAUGAAGCACUCGAAUCUGGCCGACCGGUUGGGCGAGCUAACGAUCGGAGGCUCGAACAACAACAGCACGAGUGAUAUGGCCAUCUACCAUCACCACAACAACCAUGGACAGGGGGUUGGAGGCGCUGCUGGCCAUCCGUACCAGACGCCGGGCGGUUUUCAUCCGCCCAACAGCAUGGGUGGACCACCGGGAGGAGGUGGCGGAUACAAUCAGCUCUACUCUCCGCCCCUUGUUCCACCGCCACCGGUGCCACCACUUGGUCAGGCAACAUAUCAUCAUGACAAUUGCUUCUGCUACGAUUGCCAAGACUACCGACAGCAGCAGCAGCAACAUCACCUCCAGCAACAACAGCAUUUGAUGAAUCGCCAGUUUUCCUCCCAGCAGAUGCAUCCGAUGAACGCAUCCCCGCACGGCACCUACAGCCUACCGCCCCAGAUGAGUGACAACAUUGGCAAACGGUUGAACGAUUACCUGAUGGAUCGGAAACGCUCCAUGCAACAACCGGGCAAUCCGUCGGGACCGCCGAUCGGUGGUACGGUCCCUCAGUACGAUAAUCUGUACCUUCCGCAUCACCUUCCGCAGCAAGGCGGUGGAGGCGUUCCAAUGCACCAUCCGAUGCAGCAAUCGCCCAAUGGAGGCAAUGGAAUGGCCCUGUACGAUACCCAGCAGCAGCAACAGCAAUUUUACGGCAAUCCGGGUGGCCCAAUGCACGGUCCGCCCGGCAAUAAUGGGUGGAAAAUGGGACAGCAGCAGCAUUCACCUUCGCAGCACCAGCUGCCACCACACCACGGCAUCUACGGUGGUCCGGCCGGCGGCAACAACAACGGGUACGGUGGCCACGGGCUCGACGAAUACACGCUGACGGAGGUGACGCUGGAGCGGCAAGCGCUCGGGUUCGGGUUUCGCAUCGUCGGCGGCACCGAGGAAGGCUCGCAGGUGACGGUCGGGCACAUUGUGCCGGGCGGAGCAGCCGACAAGGACACGCGCAUCGCUACCGGGGACGAAAUACUAAACAUCAACGGAGUGAAUGUGGAAAAUGCUUCCCAUCAUCGUGUGGUGCAGCUGAUGGGUGAAGCCGGUCUGCGGGGCCAGGUGACGAUGAUACUGCGAAGACGGCAGCUGUCGAAACCGAUGGCCCCACCGCCACCGCCCCUUCCGCCCAACCCACGCUACCCGUACAAUGUGCUCGUGACGAGGAAGGAAAACGAAGGCUUCGGGUUCGUGAUAAUAUCCUCCUCGGGCCAGUUCCUGGGGUCGUCGAUUGGCGAUCUGAUCCCUGGCAGUCCGGCCGAACGUUGCGGUGAGCUGAAGAUUGGUGACCGGAUCAUUGCCGUCAACUCGAUCGACAUUACCGGCAUGAGCCACAGUGACGUGGUGAACCUGAUCAAGGAGUCGGGCCUGCAGGUGAAGCUGACAAUCGAUAGCCCGCGGGACGGUAUCAUGCAUCCGGCGAUCGGGUCGCUCAUACAGCCGAGCGUUCCCACCUCUCUGCCGAACGGUGGAGGGAUGAAUGGAGGCGGUGGUGGCGCGGCCGGUGGCGGUGGGCCUAUGCUCAGCUCCAACACGGACCUGUACGUGAGCAGCAACAGCACCACGGCGAGCGGUAGCAAUGGACCAACGAUUAACCGGUAUCCGGCGAUCAUUUCCUGAUUGAGGGUACGGCUGCAGCAGCAGCUGGCCGAGCGGCAUCGGACGCUUAACCAGCCGGAACCCGCGCCGGAUGAGGGGUAAAAACGGUCAUCCGGACAAACUAUUAACCAAAGUUGCUACCGAUUAAGUAUCAAUUGUUGUGCGCUGCUUAAGGGUGAAGAGAAGGUAGGCAUUUACUGCGCUGCAGAAACGAGGUCGGACGGCCAAAAUAUUUUACUGGAAGGUAGCAAGACGUCGUUGUGAGACGUGGUGAUUAAGCAACACGCGUACCAUGUGCAUUGCAUGUGGGGCUGCCCCCAUUGUUACCCCCAUUGUGUGGGAAAUUGUUUCAAAAUUAUCUCAUCGAAGCGAUCGUUUUUGCACUAUAGCCGAUUGCGCUAAACCCAAGCGACAAAAUUAACAUGCUUUCUCGCUCUCUCAGGUGUUUACUGAUCUAUUAGGUAGAAUGAGAAAGCAUGCCGAUUUUGUUAGUUUGGGAACAUGCCUGCAUGCUGCAAUGUGGUGAAGUACGUGUGUCAUAGUGUGCCCCAAAUCUUAUUCGUGCAUUACAGUGAGGUCGAAGUGAUCGUGAAAGUGAAGCAAUUAUUAUUAACCCCGUUUUCGUUGGCUAUCGUGUGCAGAAAGCCUACUUCGUUUUGUUUCCCCCUUGUUGCUGUCUUCCAGCUUUGAAUGUAUUAAGUCACGCUGGAUAGUACCGAGUUUAUAGGUUCGUGAUGCAGUUAUUUCAUUUGUUUUUCUCCCCUCAACAUAGCUGUUAAACAUACAAUAACCUAGGCACAGCACCUCAUUUUGGAAACAGCUCACUUAACCGUUAGGACAUAGGACAAAACUCCUCGAAUGACAAGAGACUGGACGGGAAACGAUAUAUGAUAUAUAGCAACUCAGCUAGAAAUGAAGACAAAACAAAAAUGCAAUCCAUCCUGUGAAAAAAUCUUGCCUUACACCAUUUUAUAGCAAAAAAAACGCGAUUGUUAACAACAACAAAACCAAUGAAAACAGAACCUGUUGUGAGCUCAAUAUAUACAAACAUCCCAUGUACAUACCUGUUAGAAUGAAGUUUUGUGAAUGCAUGGCAGUUUGGGUAUGAAUAACACCUUUAGAGAAGUGUACAUUUUAUCGAAAGGAAACGUUCUUUUUUAUAGGCAACAGUUUUUAAAACUAUCUCAACCGAUAGACCGAUAUUAGAUGUGGCGCACGCGGUUGCAUUUAUUACUGCCGUGAUGAUAUAAUCUUGCUGGCUUUUUUAUGGGCUCGUAUUUAAAUGUUACAAACAAACAAACCAACAAACUAUAUUAAACAGGUUCAUAUCUACCCAUACGUGCUCUGGUGUAGCUAGGCAAACAGCUCAUAUCGAAAAGGGAAAGCAAGUAUAUUUAGACAUUGUGUAUAGCCAGAUUUUAGAACCGACCAACUCUCUGGGUGUGUGUACCUUAACUGUGUCUCAAAGAAAUCUUAAUUUAGUUGAUAGUUGUUGCAUAAGCUCUAGGUGUUAGGUGUACAUACUAACGUUUAACAGUAGCUUACUCUUUAUCAUUAUAUAUCACUGAUAUGCUAUCUAUGAAGGAAGCUGUAUCCUUCCGCACCACCUCGACGGCAUUUUUUAGUGUUGCUACAGAAGCAAUAGCAAAAAACGUAAUGGAAUCAACCGGGUUUAUUUUGUUGUUCUUAAUUAUAAAUAAUUUUAGGUGGUUUUUAUUUCACCACUUGCUCAGAGCCUUAACACCCCACCACAGUUCGAUGUACAUAGUAAGGAUAUAGCUACACUUAGUCAAACAAAAGCUCGAAAGAAAGGAAACAUCACUAAUGGAAAACUGAGAGUUAGACAUAGAUAGAGAGAUAGAGAACACAAAAACCCUUAGCAGUGGAUGUCAAAAUCAAAUCAAGUGCCUCCCAACUUUUUCUUUUUGUAUUAUUGUACGACGUUAUUGUACGACCGAACGUUACGUUCCCGUGCCCCCCAAACUCUAGUUGUAGUGCAUUUCAUACUUGUUUAUGUUAUAUAGUGGCGUAGUGAAAUAGUCCCUGUUUUGGAACAUUUUAGUACUUGAGUAACCACCAAAGCGGCUCGUUUAUAGUCGCUAUAUUGUACCGACUGCAGCAAAGUUAACAGUUACAAACGAAACAUUUGAGAAAGGCGUACGCGUGAUAUGUUUCGAAUGUGGAUGAAAGCAAUGUUGUUUAUGUUAGCAAUUUAUGACGUACUACUAGUAUGCGUAGUUAAGUUAUCCGUUUUUGUAAGACGAUGGAUGGUGGUAAUUCUACUCAGCAGCAGUAGCAGCAGCAGCAGCUACAUAAACAUUAAAAGAAGGGAUGCCAGUGUAUAGACUCUUUAACAAAAAGUUAACCGCAAGUUACAUUUGGGGCAAAAGUUAUAUGGGUAAAAGUUGGGGUAACAAAAUGUUGCUUUUCCCCUUUAAAGCGCCAGGCGAUCCCCAGGAAAGGGCGCCGUUAUUGUAGAAUUUAUUUAAAUUGCAGAUUAUAAGUAGAAAACAGUAAAUAUAAUAUAACAAUCCCCCCAUCCCCCUCGUACACAUGUUACACGAAGAUGCUCUUUAAAGAAACAAUAAAUAAAGCAAUGUAGUUGAAUCUGA
Molecule: messenger RNA, 8631 nt
Organism: Anopheles merus
Lineage: Eukaryota; Metazoa; Arthropoda; Insecta; Diptera; Culicidae
Product: membrane-associated guanylate kinase, WW and PDZ domain-containing protein 1-like
Exons: 4
Coding region: 2111-6040 (1309 amino acids)
Biological process (GO): hippo signaling
Cellular component (GO): cytoplasm
Molecular function (GO): protein binding
Source: RefSeq, a predicted model, not a curated record